ACUGACUUUGGUAAUUGAGUGGCUCACAUCUCAAGUGUCAACCGCCGAGCAUUUGACCUUGCCUUGCGGUGGGCUGGUGGGCGUGCUAAGGUUGCAAGAUGAGAUGGGAAUUAAAAAAAAUGUUUUUCAAGCUCCCACCGUAGUUCAACACGUCGUACGAAUAUUAUUCUGUCAAAAUUCAAUGUACCCUAUCAAAUUCGGAUUUUUUGAUGACAAAUUGAAGAGCAACGCACUGCGAAAAGUCCAUAAAACCUGUGGAAGCGGCACAACCAUCACCAGAUGCCUUCUAAGAAAUCGCCCAGACCCGCUAACUACGAGCUCAAUCCGUAUACGCGAUUUUUUAAUGCCCAGAAAUCCCUGCCCCCGGAUAAAAAUGGCCAAUGGCAACAAGGAGUCAACAAUCGGGAAAGUGUUUAUGUCCUGUCCAAUAAGGCACGUGGAAAACAGCGAUCGGCCCGGGAAAAUAACCAGAACCAGCCGAUAUGGCGACGACGCGGUGGCGGCGGCAACGAGGACACCAUCAUGGUUGUCACCCAGGAUAACACGCAACAGCCGAAGGAUAAACCAUUGCUGACCGCCUCCCAAUUGGACUCCAUUUGCUAUGACAUCAUCAAAGAGCCACCGAUGCAGUUUCACGUGAACGGCACCGACAUUGUGCCCAGCAUUCGUGGCCUCAGACUGAGUGUCUGCGUGGAGCACACCCGAUUCCAACUGGUGGCCAAGGUCACCAGGAACAUGGGGUUCCAGCACGUGCCCGAGCACAGGUUGUGGAACAUCCAGUGGUCGGACUCAACGCCCCACCAUGACCUGCUGCGUAACAUGAAACGGUUUCAGCAGAUUAACCAUUUUCCAGGCAUGGUCGAGAUAUGCCGCAAGGAUCUGCUGUCGAGGAAUCUGAAUCGCAUGCUCAAAAUGUUUCCCGGCGACUAUCGCAUAUUCCCCAAAACCUGGCUUAUGCCAACCGAUGCCUACGAUGUAGCCAUCUAUGCGAGCAAGCACAAGCGCACUUUUAUCCUGAAGCCCUAUUCCGCGGGCCAAGGACGUGGCAUUUGGAUCACCACCGAUCUUCGCACUGUGGGCAAGCGGGAGAAGCUCAUCUGCCAAACGUACAUCGAGCGGCCCCUACUGAUAGAUGGCUACAAGUUUGACCUGCGCGUCUACACACUUGUCACCUCCGUGGACCCACUGCGCAUUUUUGUGUACAAUGAGGGCCUGGCCCGCUUUGCCACCCAGAAGUAUGUGCCACCAACGACAGGAAACAGCCACAAUGUGUUCAUGCACCUGACCAACUAUUGCCUGAACCGCCGGAACUCACAGUACAUGGUGGGUAAUGGACCGGAAGCGGGCUCCAAGCGCAAGCUAAGUGCCUUCAAUAAGUGGCUAUUGGAUCACAACUACGACGUGGCCGAGUUGUGGGCUAGUGUGGAUGAUGCGAUUAUAAAGACGCUGAUUAGUGCUUGGCCCACGCUGAAGCAUAAUUACAACAUGUGCUUUCCAAAGCACGACAAGAUACAGGCCAGCUUUCAGUUGCUCGGCUUCGAUAUCCUGGUGGACUGGAAGUUGAAGCCGUACAUUCUGGAAGUCAAUCACACGCCUAGCUUGAGUGCAGAUGAGGCGGUGGACAUGGAAGUGAAGCGUCCCUUGAUUCGAGACACUCUCAAUAUGCUCAGCACCGCUUUGGUGGACAAGGAGCAGAUUAUACGCGACGAUCGAACUGAACACAGGGCCAGACUGCUGAGGAAUAUCUACAACAAGAAGGCUGCAGCCCAAAUGCCGGGUUACUCGUCCCCCAUCCGGGAAGCUGGGGGCCACGAUGUGCGGCAAGCCUGCUCCAUUGGGGCGUUAACCCAACAGAUUGCCUGGGAGGAGAGCCAUCUUGGCAACUAUCGGCGUAUAAUGCCGCCUCGGGACUCCACCAAGGUCAACUACUAUUGCAAGUUUUACGAGCAGAAUAAGCAGGCCAUGUUCGCAGACACACGUGCAAGUCGCAGACGCGAGGAACUGAAUCACCAGGCAAUGCAAAAGCACCAGCGGGAGCGCCAGCAGGAUCUGAUUCAGCAGCAGCAGCAGCAGCAGCAGCUGGCGCAGAAUCGCAUGGGCAAGCAAGUGCGUUGGCCAGGUGAUCUGGUGCAAGCGCCACAGGUGAGUCCUGUGAUCCUGCAGUCGCGACGACGCCGCGAGGAGGCCGAGGCGCAUGCGAGAAGGCAUCGAGCUUUGAUAGCUCGCGAAAUUCAGCGGCAAAAGGAGCAACUGCUGGCGCCCACUUGCGCCAAGGAGCGUUUGGGCAUUUGGCAGAGUGUCCGCAGGGAGAAACGCCGCCAGUGUUCCCCCAAACGCAGCAGCAGCAUCUCCAAAGCCCAUCGCCGCAAGCAGCAGCGAAAUCUUAGCCAGCGGGCACGCCAGCAGCGGAUGCUCGAAUUGGAGGCCCAGCGGGAUGCCAAAUUCCUGGAGGAGCACGCCAAGCAACAACGCCUCGAUGGUGGCAGGCUUACGGGUCAAAGUGGAUCCCCAGGCUCCGUAAGCAAGAUCAUCGAGAAAAGUACGAGCAGCUUGAAAAAAAAGGCGAGAGCAAAGGGAAAACACGUGUUGCGAAGGAAAACACUCCGGGAAAGUAACCACAGCCACAUGACAAAGUCAAGGCUGGAGCUCAAAGCUGCCACUGAAGCUCAAGCUUGUGCAAAUUGGACUGCGGGCUCCAUCAGCGAAGUGGAGGCUAAUCAACUUCGCGACUGGCGAAAGGAAAGGGCCAAUCUGUUGAGUAAGGCCAGGCUCAGGGAGUUGAUCUUUUCAAAAAUGUACGAGAACGGGAAUCUGACCAAGAACGAUAUCAAGUGCUUUCCGAAUCUGCUUUAUCAAAUACUUAAUAACGAGGAAGCCAGUUCGCGAUAGAUCGAUGUUUCCUGGAUUUCUCUGAAUCUUGGGCAUUCUGCAUGUGUUUUCGCUCAGUGAAUUGUCUUGGCAAGCAUUGUUUUAUACCGCCAGUUUGUAGGUGUUAAAAUUAAAAAUGAAGUCUCACUCAAAG
Drosophila erecta is the source of this 3022-nucleotide messenger RNA. It is a transcript of the gene TTLL6A, whose product is annotated as tubulin polyglutamylase ttll6. The coding region runs from base 280 to 2889 and encodes 869 amino acids. The transcript is spliced from 5 exons. Gene Ontology annotation, cellular component: cilium. Gene Ontology annotation, molecular function: tubulin binding; tubulin-glutamic acid ligase activity. Gene Ontology annotation, biological process: protein polyglutamylation; microtubule cytoskeleton organization. Lineage: Eukaryota; Metazoa; Arthropoda; Insecta; Diptera; Drosophilidae. The record is from RefSeq and is a predicted model, not a curated record.